Molecule: messenger RNA, 2824 nt
Organism: Elgaria multicarinata webbii
Lineage: Eukaryota; Metazoa; Chordata; Lepidosauria; Squamata; Anguidae
Gene: FZD8
Product: frizzled class receptor 8
Exons: 1
Coding region: 1-2136 (711 amino acids)
Biological process (GO): non-canonical Wnt signaling pathway; canonical Wnt signaling pathway
Cellular component (GO): plasma membrane
Molecular function (GO): Wnt receptor activity; Wnt-protein binding
Source: RefSeq, a predicted model, not a curated record
AUGGAGCGGAGUUACCUGUUGGCCAUGGCUUUCCUGCCGCUCUUGCUGCCCGCCUGGUCGCCGCUGCAGCCGCGCUCUAGCUGCGUCGCCUCGGCCGCUUCUGCUGCGGCCGCCGCCGCUGGCGGCGGUGCUUCGUCGUCUUCGUCUUCCGCGGCGGCGGCGGCGGCGGCGGGGGCGUCCGCCUCCGCCUCGUCGGCCAAGGAGCUGUCGUGCCAGGAGAUCACGGUGCCGCUGUGCAAAGGCAUCGGCUACAACUACACCUACAUGCCCAACCAGUUCAACCACGACACGCAGGACGAGGCGGGGCUGGAGGUGCACCAGUUCUGGCCCCUGGUGGAGAUCCAGUGCUCGGCGGACCUGCGCUUCUUCCUGUGCAGCAUGUACACGCCCAUCUGCCUGGAGGACUACAAGAAGCCGCUGCCGCCCUGCCGCAGCGUGUGCGAGCGGGCCAAGGCCGGCUGCGCGCCCCUCAUGCGCCAGUACGGCUUCGCCUGGCCCGACCGCAUGCGCUGCGACCGCCUGCCCGAGCAAGGCAACCCGGACACGCUUUGCAUGGACUACAACCGCACCGAUCUCGCCACGGCCGCGCCGCCUCCCGCGCCGCCGCAGCAGCCCAAGCCUCCCCACCGCAAGCCCGGCGGAGGCGGCGCGGCCAGGAUCCCGGGCGCCGCCGUGCCUCUGCCGCCGCCGCCGCCGCCCGCCGAGCCUCCCCUGCGCAAGGCCCGCCCGCCUGCGCCCUGCGAGCCCGGCUGCCAGUGCCGGGCGCCCAUGGUGUCGGUCUCCAGCGAGCGCCACCCGCUCUACAACCGCGUCAAGACGGGCCAGAUCGCCAACUGCGCCCUGCCUUGCCACAACCCCUACUUCAGCCCGGACGAGCGCGCCUUCACCGCCUUCUGGAUCGGCUUGUGGUCCAUCCUGUGCUUCAUCUCCACCUUCGCCACCGUCUCCACUUUCCUCAUCGACAUGGAGCGCUUCAAGUACCCGGAGCGGCCCAUCAUCUUCCUCGCCGCCUGCUACCUCUUCGUCUCCUUGGGCUACCUGGUGCGGCUGGUGGCCGGCCACGAGAAGGUGGCGUGCAGUGGCGGGGCAGCGGCAGCGGGAGCAGGUCCGGCGGGCACGGCAGGGGGCGCUGCAGGAGCCGCCGCCGCUGCCGUGGGAGGGCGUGGGGCGGCAGGGGGCGCCACUGAGCUCCAGCCGGAACUAGCCGUGGCGGAGCACGUGCGCUACGAGAGCACCGGCCCGGCGUUGUGCACGGUGGUCUUCUUGCUGGUGUACUUCUUCGGCAUGGCCAGCUCCAUCUGGUGGGUCAUCCUCUCCCUCACCUGGUUCCUGGCAGCCGGCAUGAAAUGGGGCAACGAAGCCAUUGCAAGCUAUGCCCAGUACUUCCACCUGGCGGCUUGGCUGCUGCCCAGCGUCAAAUCCAUUGCUGUGCUGGCGCUCAGUUCAGUGGACGGGGACCCUGUGGCGGGCAUCUGCUAUGUGGGCAACCAGAGCCUGGAGAACUUGCGGGGCUUCGUGCUGGCCCCCUUGCUCAUCUACCUGGCCAUCGGCUCCAUGUUCCUGCUGGCCGGCUUUGUGUCACUCUUCCGCAUCCGGAGCGUCAUCAAGCAGCAGGGGGGGCCCACCAAGACGCACAAACUGGAGAAGCUCAUGAUCCGCCUGGGCCUCUUCACGGUGCUCUACACGGUGCCAGCCGCCAGCGUGGUGGCCUGCCUCUUCUACGAACAGCACAACCGCCCCCGCUGGGAAGCCACCCACAACUGCCCCUGCCUUCGGGACCAGCAGCCCGACCAGGCCCGCCGCCCGGACUACGCGGUUUUCAUGCUCAAGUACUUCAUGUGCCUUGUGGUGGGCAUCACGUCCGGAGUGUGGGUGUGGUCGGGGAAGACUCUGGAGUCCUGGAAAGCGCUUUGCACCCGCUGCUGCUGGGCCAGCAAGGGGACCGCGGCCGCUGCCGCGGGGGCCAUCGGAGCCGUGGGCGGAGUCGGAGGGGGCAUGGUGACUGCUGCCGUGGGGGGCGGCCUCGGGGGCGGCGGGGGCUCCAUGUACAGUGACGUCAGCACCGGCUUGACGUGGAGGUCUGGCACCGCCAGCUCGGUUUCGUACCCGAAACAGAUGCCAUUGUCCCAGGUGUAAAAGGGGGAGUGACGAGAGGAGGGGGAGGGGAUGCAGCUAACUCUCACUCCCUGCCUCCCCCUUCAUAAAUGAACUUCCUAAUGGCCUCCUCGUGUGCAGGACAGUGCAACUGCAGGAGGCUCCCAAGUGCCACACCAGCUCCCUCGGGGCCCUACCUUUCCCCUAACUCCUCGCCUUUCAUCCACGGAGCCCACUGUUCUUCAAGGCACCAGCUGAUCUUGUCCAGACCUGAACUGUCUUAAGUUGCUCCUUCAGCUCACAGGAGUCCCCUCCGUUUGCCCUUUCUCCUUCCUUCAUACUCAGAGAUGACCCUCUCGAAGAAAGGAAGGAAGGCGUCUGAUAGGACUGCAGGGCUUUGGGGGGAGACUUUUAAAGAAUUUCCUUUUUAUUAAUAAGAGAAAGAAAGAAAGAAACUGGCAGAUGCCUUAAACACAUUCAAACCAUGUCUUAAUUAUACACCCCAAAUAAAUACGGGUUUCUUAUGUUAAAGGAUGUAUUUAUAUAAUUAUUUGGUACCUUGUGCAAAAUGUGUAAAAUAUGUAUAUAAUCCAAAUGCUAUACAGUCUGUAAAUUUUUUUUGUUAAAAAAAAGUUUAGAGGCUUCCCAUCACUGCUCCUUCCUAAGAGCAAAUAUUUGAGUAUUCUAUUUUGUCAAUAAAAUAAUGAUAAAUGAUAAAUUGUUUGAGAAG